Melanaphis sacchari is the source of this 1967-nucleotide messenger RNA. RefSeq names its product homeobox protein PKNOX2-like. Gene Ontology annotation, molecular function: RNA polymerase II cis-regulatory region sequence-specific DNA binding; DNA-binding transcription factor activity, RNA polymerase II-specific. Gene Ontology annotation, biological process: regulation of transcription by RNA polymerase II. Lineage: Eukaryota; Metazoa; Arthropoda; Insecta; Hemiptera; Aphididae. Bases 495 to 1775 code for a protein of 426 amino acids. The record is from RefSeq and is a predicted model, not a curated record. The transcript is spliced from 9 exons.
CCGAACUAUAUAACACCGCUGUGCCCGACGACGUCUCGAUGAUAAUAAAAAAAACCAGCGGUAGCGGGCCCCUUAUCUGUCCGUCUCUCUCUCGGCGUUCGAUGUACAUGUCGUCCGGACGUCGGUGUUAUUGUUGUUAUUAUUAUUAUUAUUACUAUUAUCAACGUCGUUACCGCUCGACGACUGCGACGACGGUAUAAUUGUUGUCCAUGUAAUUAUUAAUUUUCUUCUUCUCGUUGUUGUCGCUGUCACACAUGCACGCGCGUACCGCGUCGCCGCCGCCGCGCGAUAUUCGUCUUGCUGGAGCGUCGUUCGUCCGACAGCGUUUUGCCCGGUGAACGUGCGGGCAUCCAGUUCGCUGGAUCCGGCGCCGUCCGUCCGACCGCAUGCUCCAGGCUCCGAGGACUUCCGCUGUCGUGUUGAUGUCCACCGACAACUGCAGCCCAUUUUCAGUUUAUAAUAAUGGAAAAAGAAAACAAAUGUAAAGCUUAACAAUGGUUUCAUACUCGGAUAGUGUAACAUCUAAUUUAACGGCGAUCGCCAAUAAUAAUAUUCAACAAACUGAUCAAGCAAUAUUUGAAGCUGAUAAGCGAGCUGUUUAUAAGCAUCCACUUUUUCCUUUACUAGCAUUACUUUUUGAAAGAUGUGAACAAGCUACUCAGUCAGCAGCAAUCUCAAAUUCUGAAAGUUUUAACAUGGAUAUACAAGCAUUUGUUCAACAUCAAGAAAGAGAUAGAAAACCAUUUUUAAUUAAUGAUACAGAAAUUGAUGGACUGAUGAUUAAAGCUAUUCAAGUAUUACGAAUACAUUUAUUAGAACUAGAGAAAGUUCAAGAAUUGUGCAAAGAUUUUUGUAGUAGAUACAUAACAUGUCUUAAGAUUAAAAUGCAAAGUGAAAAUUUAUUGCGUUCUGAUUACACAUCUGGUUACAUAGAAAACAAUAGCAGUGGUAACUCAAGUAAUAGUAAUUCUCCAUUAUGCCAUUCUCCACACCAUAGUCAGGUGAUAUCCUCUUCAGGAGUUUCUGUGCGGCAGUCUGGAGACAACGAUGUUAUAAAACCAAAAACAAUAAUGGAUUUAAAAAACAUAACUUGUCUUUUGUCAAAUAUACCGUCUUCCACAUCCAUAGAAAUGAAAGAUGUAUCUCAAGUCUCAGAUGUUUCCCAACUUGAUUUGACAGUCACCAAAUCUUCACUUCAAAAUUCUACUUUAGAAAAAACACCAUUAUCAGCAAUUGGUACAAAUGUAUUACAGAAUAAUGUUUCUAUUUUACAUGGUUCCUUAUCAGCUACUAGUGGUGGCUCUUGUGAUGAAGAAGAUGACUAUUUUGGAAGUAAAAAGAAAAGACAGCAAAAAAGAGGAAUUCUUCCUAAACAGGCUACCAGUGUUAUGCGCUCUUGGCUUUUUCAACAUUUAAUUCAUCCUUACCCAACAGAAGAUGAAAAAAAAAUUAUUGCAGCACAGACUAAUUUAACAUUGUUACAAGUAAAUAAUUGGUUUAUCAAUGCACGCAGACGAAUAUUACAACCAAUGCUUGAUGCUUCAACCCCAGAUAUUACUGGUGAACAAAACUUUACUCUUUCUAAAGAUAAGUCUGUAAUUGUUGAUAAUAACAAGUUUUCAUGGCCUGUUGAUGUUAUAUUACAAUCUCAAAAUGUCAAUGAAAAUUCAAAUGAAUCAAAUUUUGGUGAAAGUGAAGCAGAAGAUGAUGAUGAUGAAGAAGAAGAAGAAAUUAGUGAUAUUUUUUCUCAACAUAGUGUUAAUGAAUCAGAUUAGUCAGUGUUCUAAGAAUAAUCGUAAUACAUUGUACAAUGCAUAUGAAAUAGUAAUCAUUUUAUAUGUAUGUAUAGAAUACAUACUAUUAUAUUAUAGAUGGUUAAUGUUAAUGUUAAAGCCAUUUAAUAUAUCUUACACAUUAGACAAUGUGAGAUAAUUUAUUGAAAACACAUUGAUAUGUUUCAUACAUUU